AUGAGACCAGUAUUUCAGCGGCGGGUGCCGCUUCUUUUCGUCAUUCUUUCAUUCUUCACAUUUCAAGCUCUGACGCAGUUUCCCGGUGUCCAAGCAGCGAGCUCACAGACACCGCUGGGCAAGUCGUCGGAUAGUUGGAGCGCAACUGGGCCAGAUGGCGAACCAGCGUGGAAGUCGAGAUGGGGCAACAUGGAACGGGAGGACAGUCCACAUCAUCAGGGUACGUUGGAAUUCGACGAGGCCAUGACCGCUCUGCGCAAGAUCCAGCCUGUAGCGCCGCCCUGGUGGAACUUCGACAAGAAGUCGGGCGUGUUGGGAAGCAGUGCAUACUACGCAAAAGAGAUCUUUUUCCUCCUAUUCAUGAACGGGCCGCCCCAGCAGGAACUUUUGACGACCAGUUCGCAGCCCAGAAAACUCGGUCAGCCCUUGGCGCAAGCUGUCAAACUGUUGGAAGACGCAGCCGCACAGAAGAAUCCCGACGCUCUGUUCGUCCUGGCUGAGAUGAACUUCUACGGCAACUUCACGCAUCCACGAAAUUACUCGGAAGCCUUUCGACGAUACCAUGAACUCGCACUCCUAAACGGAAACGCCUCGGCACAGCACAUGGUCGGAUUCAUGUAUGCGACAGGCAUCGGCGGGGCUGUGAAGCAAAAUCAGGCCAGAGCGAUGCUCUACUACACACUUGGUGCGGAAGGGGGUGACAUACGCUCGGAGAUGGCCAUUGCCUAUCGACACUCUGCUGGCAUUUCGACCCCUCCUAACUGUGAAGAGGCUGUACAUUUCUAUAGGGAAGCUGCGGAUAAAGCAAUUGCAUACAUGCGGUCGGGACCACCAGGGGGGCAUUCAAUGCCUAGGGAGUCGUAUAGGAUUGCAGACGAAGAGGGCGGUGUUUACGGUGAGGGCGCCAGUGCCAGUAGUUCUGGACAGAAUGCCAAAGUGGCAAGCGUACACUCGGACGCCUUCUCUUCGCUCGACGAUGUUGUGGAAUAUAUGGAUCUUCAGGCAAGGAAGGGUGAUGCAAGAGCUAGCUUUAACCUCGCCAAACUAAACUACGACGGUGCUCGAACCUCAAAGCGGGAUCUCCCAGCCGCUAAGAAACGAUUCCUUGAACUGGCCCGCUUGUAUUGGACCAAGGAUGGGAAGGUCAAGGCCAAUGUCUCGCCCGUCACCGAAAAACUGGCUUCCAAAGCCGCUGGCUAUCUCGGUCGUAUGUUCCUGCGAGGUGAGGGUAUGCCACAGAGCUUUGACAUCGCAAGAACCUGGUUCCGCAGGGGCAUGGAGCUUGGCGAUGCGCUUUCACAAUAUUCCAUGGGAAUCAUGUACUUGCACGGCCUAGGUGUACCCCAAGACCCAGUCAAGGCGGCAGAGCUCUUUGGUGCAGCAGCAGACCAGGAUCUGGCCGUAGCUCAAGUCAGGCUUGGAGCACUCUUCCUUGAUCAAGGCGAUGUCCCGACCGCCAUCAAGUACUUUGAGCUUGCAGCAAGACACGGACAUCUCGAAGCAUACUACUACUUGGCCGAGCUCACGCAUGUCGGUGUGGGCCGUGACCAGUCGUGUCCCGUUGCCGCGGCCUACUAUAAGCUUGUGGCAGAGAAAGCCGAGCUUGUGUCGACCUCAUUCCCUGAGGCAAACGAGGCCUACACAAAGGGCGAUCUCGAAACUGCCUUGGUCAGCUAUAUGAUGGCUGCCGAACAAGGCUUUGAAGUAGGACAGGCGAAUGUCGCGUACCUACUCGAUCAAGCCAAGCCAAAGUUUAGUCUUACUUCACUUGUUCCUUUCGUCAAGCAAAAAGCAUCACUAGCUAGCGACGCUUUCCUUGCCCUCAUCUAUUGGACACGCUCUGCCGAGCAGAAGAAUAUCGACUCUAUGGUUAAGAUGGGCGACUACUACCACUACGGCCUUGGAACUCCUCCAGAUCAGGAAAAGGCUGCAGCUUGCUACCAAGCCGCAGCCGAGUCGUUGCAAAGUGCGCAAGCCCUAUGGAAUUUGGGUUGGAUGCACGAGAACGGCAUCGGUAUCGAUCAAGAUUUCCACCUGGCUAAGCGUCACUACGAUCUUGCACUCGAGACCAACCCACGCGAGGCAUACCUCCCUGUCGUGUUGGCCCUUUACAAACUCCGCUUCCGAAGCUGGUGGAACACCGUUACGAACGGAAAAAUCAAGUCUAUUCAGGAAGAGCCAGUUGUUAAGAAGAAAUGGACCCUGUCUGAGUGGAUAAGCCGUUUCCUUGAAGCCGAGCUAGUGGGCUGGGACGAAUACGAGCCAGAUGACUAUGAUGAUGGUGCCGAUGACUUUUACGGCGAUGGAUAUCACGGAGACGACAUUGACAGCGAUAUCUUGGAGUCGCUCAUCAUUCUCGCGUUGUCGGGUGCAUUAGCGUUUUUGCUCUACUAUCGCGCGCAAAGGCAACGGAGACAGGAGGAGGAAAGAAGGAGACAGGCAGAGCAACAACAGCAGUUGAACCAGGGAGUUCCUGUACAAGCUCAUGGUCAGCAGGCGCAACAGCAACAAGAUAGAGGAUUAUUUCCACAGCCUGGCGAUCCUGACUUUAUGAAUUGGAUUGCCGGUGGUAUCGGACAUUGA
Molecule: messenger RNA, 2583 nt
Organism: Plenodomus lingam JN3
Lineage: Eukaryota; Fungi; Ascomycota; Dothideomycetes; Pleosporales; Leptosphaeriaceae
Biological process (GO): ERAD pathway
Cellular component (GO): endoplasmic reticulum membrane
Molecular function (GO): protein binding
Source: RefSeq, a predicted model, not a curated record